Messenger RNA from Candida tropicalis MYA-3404, 954 nucleotides. RefSeq lists its product as uncharacterized. Gene Ontology annotation, cellular component: U2-type catalytic step 1 spliceosome; Prp19 complex; U2-type catalytic step 2 spliceosome. Gene Ontology annotation, molecular function: pre-mRNA binding; U6 snRNA binding. Bases 1 to 954 code for a protein of 317 amino acids. Lineage: Eukaryota; Fungi; Ascomycota; Pichiomycetes; Serinales; Debaryomycetaceae. The record is from RefSeq and is a predicted model, not a curated record. The transcript has a single exon.
AUGAGUUCCGACACGUUUUCAAUAUGUUCUAAAUGUUUAGGUAAUGACAAACACAUAAAAAUGAUCAAACAAGUCGAUGGAGAUGAGUGUCGUCAAUGCACUAGACCAUUCACAGUGUAUAGAUGGGGGAACCGAACAGCAUCCACUAAAUUACAAAAAACUAUAAUUUGUAUGACUUGUGCCAGAGCCAGAAAUUGCUGUCAAUCAUGUUUGUUAGAUAUAACUUAUGGAAUACCUACAGAUAUUCGGGAUACUGCUUUGAAAAUGGCAGGUCUUGAACCAUUAUGGAAUACACCAAAUCCAACAAACCGUGAAGUUAAAGCUAUAAUGGCAGAUAAACUAGAACAAAAAUUCAAAGAUCAAGAAAAUAAAUCCAAAGACAUAUUAUCUAAAUUGGCUGAAAAAUUGAAUUUAAAGAAAGAAGAAGAAGAAGUUGUGAAAGUGGGGUCAGAUGGGCCUAUGGAUAUUGGAAAGCUAGCAAAGAAACUACCAUUUAGUAAUCUGUUGGAUGUAAAUAAAUAUACUGAAAUGACAUCGUUUUUCAUAUUUGGAUUUCCAUCAGAUAUACCCAAGAAUUUGAUCUCCAGUCAUGCAUCACAGUACGGUAAAUUGAAAUCAAUUGUCAUUAAUGGUGAAAGUCGAUGUGGGUUUAUUUCUUUUGAAGACAAGGAAUCCGCCAAUGCAUUUGCAAAAGCAGUUGACGAAAAUGAAAUGAAUGAGAACAAAGCUACGGCUGGAUUAUUAUUAUUGGAUAAUAACCCUAUGAGAGUUUGUUUUGGUAAACAGAGACCAUUACCAGGGAAAACUAAUGAUAUGAAAAAAUUGAGUGCUGUUGUGGCCAAAGUAAUGAAACAAUUGGCUGAAAAGGACAAAGGUGGUUACAAUAAACCACAGACAUCAUCCAAACCUUCUAAGAAGAAAUACAAAGCAUUGCAAGAUGAUUAUGAAGAGUAG